Messenger RNA from Phanerochaete carnosa HHB-10118-sp, 2444 nucleotides. RefSeq lists its product as uncharacterized. The transcript is spliced from 6 exons. Gene Ontology annotation, molecular function: protein binding. The record is from RefSeq and is a predicted model, not a curated record. NCBI's taxonomy places the organism in Eukaryota, Fungi, Basidiomycota, Agaricomycetes, Polyporales, Phanerochaetaceae. Bases 26 to 2413 code for a protein of 795 amino acids.
CGCUACAUACUCCAUAUGAGCUGCAAUGUUCCGGUCCCGUCGUCUCCCAUCCGCCCCGGACGAGAUAUACUCAUCUAGUCUCGAGACACUCCACCUGGGCCGUGCCCUCUGGUAUCCCGAGCCGCAUUCAACGGGUGAACCACAGAUCGGGGACGUGGGCUACAUGCGCGAGGGCGCAUUCGUUAGGCUAUUCAACCUCGAUACCUCUGCGCCUGAAAAGAGGGUGACGUUUUGGCCGACGCCGUUCGAGAAUAUAGAACCCUUGCCCGCAAACGUAUUCCAGAUCGACUCCAGACGUCGUCCGCUUGCUCCCGACCAUUAUUGCAGCCAUGGAGUCGAGACCAAGGGAUUGCAUGCCUCAGCGGACGCAACGACCGGUACAGGCGUGUCCGCGAGCCUCAGCGCCAAGUACAUGUGCAAGGCAGCGCAGGGCGCGGUUCUCGAGCUCAAGAGCGAGGCGUACGCCGAAUCGAUAUACGAAAGCCGAAUUCUGGAGAAAUAUAUUCUGCGGCACCACGACAGCUGGCACGCGUAUGUCAGAAACGUGCUCGGUCAUCGAGUCGAGCAGGAGAACCUCGUCGUGGUUAGCGGGUGGGUCAAGACCGAGGCCGAUUGGGCAACGGUUGCAUUCGGCAACAUGAGCACAAGUACCAGUGUCUCAGUCGAAGGCCGUGCUGGCGGCGUUGCAGGGAUCCAAAUGGGCGGCGAGCGCACGAGCUCCGUGACUGGUCCAAAAAUGCACCGGCACGGCGAGCACUAUGCAGAGAACGCGUCCGGCGUCCGCCCAGCAGACACAAAGAGAGACCAAUGUGUCUUCUUGAGGCGUUUAAUGUUAAGAAAGCGGCCGAUGCUGCCACGGAAGAUCGUUGCCGGGGCGGGCCAUCAUCGGCUUCCGGGUCCGGAAGACGGGAGAGAAGCUUUGAGACAGGAAGAAAUUGUGGUGCAGGAGGUGGAGGAGCUCGAUGGUUCAGACAUCUGGGAGCUUGUGGGCGAGGGCGAGGCUGCCGAUCCGCUGAACAUCCUUCUUGAUUACAUCCUGGAGACUACCAACGUGGAGGUUGCCAUCGUGAGCGACGAACAAGUUGAUAGUAUCGUCGGUGGCAAUCGGCUAGUUGACUUCGCAAGCUACCUCCGUCAAGUGCAACCCCCGGUUGAGGUCGACGGCAAGCUUGGCUCGCUGUGCUUGGAGGAUGUGAUCUCUCACGAACGAGAACGUGCUUUCGCGCGGCGCGCCAUCAUCGCUUCCGACUCAUCUAUAUGGUUAGACAUCACUUUUGACGACGCGGGCCGCCUGGAGGACGGAUGCGCCUUCCUCGGCCCCGCAGAAGGGCCGGCACGAUCCCUCAAACUGAAGCUGCUCAGCUUUUCUGACUCUCGAUCUCCAUCGGAAAUAUGCGAAUCCUUUGCCAUGUCAAAGGAUACCAAGCUUCUGGCGGCAUCGUUCAAGAGUAAGGAAAUCCUCAUAUGGCGGCUCUCUGACGGUCUCCUAGUCCAACGCCUGCGCCACGAUGGCCACACGAACAAUGCUUCCUCUCUAUCAUUCUCUCCUCAUAACUGCACCCUCGUCUCUGGAUCUGAUGACAAGAGCGCGAUUGUCUGGGACAUCCGGAGCGGCCGUGUACUUCUACGCCUUAAAGAUCUCGAACGCGGUAGGCAGGUGAACCAAGUCGCUUACACUCCUCAUGGCACGCUCAUUGCAACUGGCGCUCGCGGUGAGGGAUCCGCCGCGGUAAAGAUCUGGAAUGCCUCAACUGGAGUUUGCCUACACUCCUUCGACACAGGUGCUGAUGAACACAUAUACAAUGUCGCAUUCUCUCCGGACAGCUCGCUUUGCUACGUUGAACAGGAUCACUCCUGUCGCAUCUUUGAUAUCCGCACCUAUACGCACAUUGCUACAUUGCAGCAUAAUAGCAGGGGCUAUUACCUCCGCUGGUCGAUGUCUCACCAAGGAGAUCUCAUUGUCACCGGAUCGGUGAACGAACAGGUGAACAUUUGGAGCGCGGUCACUGGCGAAGAGCUUCUCACUAUCGACCACUCGGAAAAACUCUCGCACCCCGUUACAUUCUCCGCAGACGGGACCGAGGUAUCGGCGGUUUGUGGCGCGGGCAGAACCGCUUUAGCGGUGUAUGACUCACGGACAGGCCAGCUGCGUCAUGUCUACAAUUCGUCGAACGAGAUAUCUUGCGUGGCAUACUGUCCGAAAGGGGAUUAUGUUGCCUUAGGUGCCUCCUGUGGAGAUGUCGAAGUGUGCGACGCGAAGUCUUGGGCUCUUCUCGCAAAGAUUGUGCGGGGCGAAGGCGACGGGGAUCUCGAGGAGACUCAUUUUCUUUCUGACGGUCGAACUCUUCUGAUGCGUUUCGAAACAGGACCUCUUCAACUAUGUAGCAUCCAUGAUGUAAUGCGGAUACGGUAGUGGCACAUCAUUGGUGUAGCUUGGAUGCCUU